Molecule: messenger RNA, 1961 nt
Organism: Gopherus flavomarginatus (Mexican gopher tortoise)
Lineage: Eukaryota; Metazoa; Chordata; Testudines; Testudinidae
Gene: TXNDC5
Product: thioredoxin domain containing 5
Exons: 11
Coding region: 357-1328 (323 amino acids)
Biological process (GO): protein folding
Cellular component (GO): endoplasmic reticulum
Molecular function (GO): protein disulfide isomerase activity
Source: RefSeq, a predicted model, not a curated record
AAUUUGCAAGUACAUAUACAACAAUCAAGAAAGUAGAUUUAAUUUAAUUCUGAGCUGUUCAAAAUUUAGUAGUAUUAUGCUCUGAGUCUCCAAUUGUUGAUAAUCCUUUAAUAUAAACAUCUUUUAAAGUUAGUGUCAUUCUAUUCUGCGGGAAAAGAUGGGAGCCUGACUAUCCAGGAAGUUGGUGAGAAUUUUGGCAUUACACCCAGAAAAAAGCACAAUUUAACUAACAAACCUGUAUUUCAUGAGGGCUGCCGUUUUUCAUCGUGACUGUUACUAGCCAAUACAAAAAGAGGUGUGGACACUGUCAACGUCUACAACCAACUUGGAAUGAUCUGGGAGACAAAUACAACAACAUGGAAAAUCCAUCAGUCUAUGUUGUAAAAGUGGAUUGCACUAUAGAUAUUCCACUCUGCUCUGAAUUUGGAAUCAGAGGAUACCCCACCCUAAAGCUGCUUAAGCCAGGCCAAGAACCCGUGAAAUACCAGGGUCCUAGAGACUUUCAGGCACUGGAAAGCUGGAUGUUGCAGACACUAAAUGAGGAACCAGCUGAGCAAGAAUCUGAUCUGCAACCACCAAAACUUCCGGAACCUAAACAGGGAAUGCAUGAUCUCUCAGCAGCCAAUUUCAAGAUGCAUAUAGAAGAAGGUAAUCACUUUAUCAAAUUCUUUGCCCCUUGGUGUGGCCACUGCAAGGCUUUGGCUCCAACCUGGGAACAGCUGGCCUCAGUUCUUGAACAUUCUGAAACUGUCAAGAUUGGCAGGGUUGACUGUACACAGCAUUAUGAAGUCUGUUCUGAAAACCAAGUUCGUGGAUAUCCCACUCUCCUCUGGUUUAGCAAUGGUGAAAAGGCUGACCAGUAUAAAGGAAAGAGGGAUUUGGAUUCAUUAAAGGAAUAUGUCGAUUCUCAGCUACAAAAUGCCGAGAAAGCUCCAGAUGCUGAUAAGCCACCUGAAGUUCCACAGCAGCCUGGAGAACCCACUCAUGAUGAGCCUACAGUCCUGUCUCUCUCUGAAAAAGACUUUGACCAAACCAUUGCUAAAGGAGUUACCUUCAUUAAAUUCUAUGCUCCAUGGUGCGGUCACUGUAAGAACUUGGCUCCAACUUGGGAGAACCUCUCCAAAGAACAAUUUCCAGGUUUGACAGAUGUCAAAAUAGCAAAAGUAGAUUGCACCAUCGAACGUAACGUCUGCAACAGAUUUUCUGUGAACGGUUAUCCAACACUGUUGCUUUUCCGAGCAGGGGAGAAAGUCAGUGAACACAAUGGAGCCAGAGAUCUUGAAACGCUGCAUAAGUUUGUUAUGCGUCAGGCAAGGGAUGAAUUGUAAAACACACAUGGAUACUUCUGCCCUGACUGUUCUUGUACACUAAUGGGGAGAGUUAAAUCAAGUUAAUGUUAUUGAUUUUCAAAGGGGGGCGGGGUUGGUUUUUUGUUGUUUUUGAAAACUGAAUGUACUGACUUGUGGUAUCUUCCUUGUGUGUGUGUUUUAAAGCCACACUGUACUGAUUUUUUCAUUGUUUGUCAAGGAAAACUGGUAACAAAUAGUUACUGUGCAAAUUGAGUAUUUUCAGCAUCAGUAUUACUACAUUUCUACCUUCCCCUGUUGAGAUAUAAAUGGUUUCCUUUGAGCCUAAAAUAGAUGAGGAAAAUCAAGUUAAGGGACUGGGUAAACUAUUUUUGUCUUCAGGUUGAAUUUGGGUAAAGGCUUGCUACCAAAGUACAGCUUAUAAAGUGUUCACCAUUACUAGAAAGGUGCAAGCCACAGCUAUAUUAAUAAAUGUUGCCUUUUCAACUGAAGCUAAAAAUUCUGUCUUAAUAUAGCAGCUGGUCAAAAAAUGGGAGGUUGAAAAAGAGAAAACACCUCUUUGGAAGAUACCAGGCCACUACUGUUAAUAUUUCUCUAGUCAUGGGAGGCCCUAGCCAUUAUGAAAGUAGUGGUACUUUUACUAUGUGCCUGAAU